Molecule: messenger RNA, 600 nt
Organism: Branchiostoma floridae (Florida lancelet)
Lineage: Eukaryota; Metazoa; Chordata; Leptocardii; Amphioxiformes; Branchiostomatidae
Product: G-protein-signaling modulator 1-like
Exons: 1
Coding region: 1-600 (199 amino acids)
Molecular function (GO): protein binding
Source: RefSeq, a predicted model, not a curated record
AUGGGGGAGUAUGAGGCAGCUCUGGAGUGGCAUCAGAAGUACCUGAAGAUGAGCCAAGAUCAUGGAGACAAGAAAGAACAGAUUACAGCACACGUUAAUGUAGGUAAUACAUACAGGCUACUGGGUAAACUGGACCUGGCAACAUCCCACUUCAACACAGCCUUGCAGAUAGCACAGCAGACAGGGGAUCAACAUGGACGGAUGCAUGUUUACAUUUAUAUGGGUGAGAUGCACAGGGAACAACUCCACUCCCCACAUACAGCCAUUCAGUUUUAUGAACAGGCUCUUGCACUAGCCAGGCAGUUGGGGGACAGGCAUGAGGAGGGAAUGGCUUACAACAAACUGGGAACAGCACAUUAUAAGAUGGGGGAGUAUGAGACAGCUCUGGAGUGGGUUCAGAAGCACCUGAAGAUGUGUAAAGAAAGUGGAGACAAGACUGAACAGAUAAUAGCACACAACUGCAUAGGUGCUUCCUACAAGGCACUGGGUAAAUUGGACCAGGCCAGAUCUCACUAUCAAUUAGCAAUGACCAUCGCCAUGGAAACAGAAAACAAACAGCAACAGGAGGGCAUUUCCAAGAAACUGGCUGAGCUAGACUGA